AGCACGGGCUCCCACGGGAUCCUUCUAGACAACAGCAGGUACCUGUGAAGGAGAGCAAAUUCAAUAACAAGCAGCCUGCCGAAACCAGGGAGGGGAAGAGAAGACGGAGGAUCUGUCCAGCUCCCACCAUCGCUAGCAGCUUCUUCCUGGGCCUCUUUCCUUUGCUGGUUCCACCGUACCUGUCUGCCUUUGGUCCGGCCAAGCUCAUAAAAGUGACGCCCCACGGACAGGUAUCCCUGGACGACUCCACAUCACAGACCAUCUCUUGGAUGCUGUUGACUGCCAUCUUCCAGGCUGGCAUCCCCAGUCGCAGGUAACACAAGAAGGCCUCUUUUGUAGCCGUGUCGUCAACCGGUCCGAUAAAGAGACUCGGUUUUGCAGAGGAGCCCCAUCAGAAACCCUCCUCCUGGGCCCACAAGUCACUGGAAUAUCCUUCCAGGACUUACUGUCUGAAGCUGCUCUUUGGGGAAAUACGUUAUCUCCCAUUGCAGCAUCCUUCACUCUGAAGAUCGUGUGUCUUUGAAUUCUCACCCACAUUGAUCCCUGUAAAAGACAGCCUGCCUUCAGACACUGCCGCCCGGUAAAACGUGCGUUCCCCGACCCUCCCAGAGGGUGGCGGAAGAAGGAGUACGUGUCUUGCAGCAGGCUAAGAAAGCGAGUCUCCGCUCACAAUGUCCUCCGCAGGGCUGGAGAUCUUGGCCAUGGGCCUGUGCAUUGUUGGUUGGAUAGGGGCCAUCAUCGCUUGCGCCUUGCCCAUGUGGAGGGUCACCGCGUUUAUCGGGAACAACAUUGUCGUGGCGCAGAUCAUCUGGGAGGGGCUGUGGAUGAACUGCAUCGUGCAAAGCACCGGGCAGAUGCAGUGCAAGAUCUACGACUCCAUGCUGGCCCUCUCGCAGGAUGUCCAAGCCGCCCGGGCCCUCAUGGUCGUCUCUGUGCUGCUGGCCAUCCUGGCACUGCUGGUGGGCGUCGUGGGAGCCAAGUGCACCAACUGCGUGGAGGACGAGGGGGCCAAGGCACGCAUCGUCAUCACCUCGGGGGCACUCUUCAUCAUCUCGGGUCUCCUGACCCUCAUCCCGGUGUGCUGGUCAGCCAACUCUAUAAUCCGCGACUUCUACAACCCAAUGGUGGUCGAGGCCUUGAAAAGGGAGCUGGGGGCUGCCCUCUAUGUUGGCUGGGCAGCUUCCGCACUGCUGCUGCUCGGAGGGUCUCUUCUAUGUUGCUCCUGCCCGCCGCGGGAAGACCGCUACCCAGCCCGCAUUGGGUACUCUGUCCCGGCAAGAUCCACUGCGCCUCCAGGCAGUGGGAUUGACAAGAGGGACUAUGUAUGAAGAGCUGUGGUUGGGGGGAGGGUAGACUUGCCAGAUGUUGCUAGGCCCAAACCCUGACAGGAGUUACUGGCCCAAGGACUUUUUCAGCGGGGAAAAUGGGACAAAGCCAAUCGGUAUGGGUUGAGCCGUGAUAUCUGGCAAUUCUCAGUUGCAUGCACAUGCACAGGUGUAUGUGUGAGACCAUGAGCGGGUGGGAGAUUAGGGGCAAACAUGAACAAAUAAACGGAUAUGUGAAAGAAUGAACAAACAAUUAGGAAAGAGAUGAGUGGGGCAGCAAACACAACUGGAAUGCAGAAACUGUACCUGAGGAGACUGAGCAAAUGAGAGCAGGGAGAUGGGACAAGGAUAAUACGGGCCAAGUUAAUGGCUAAGCCAGCAAAUGAUUGUUUGGGAACGGAGGCAUAGGGGCAGAUAAGAACGGAGAGGCACUUGUGAACAAACAAAACGCAGGCAGAAACAUGAGAAGAGGCAGGGAAAUUAAAUAUGAGAGAAAGAGGAAACACUGAGGAGGACUGUCUGUCUUGUUAUAAAGCAGCUCUGCUGCAAGAACCAGCUCAGGCGAAAAAGUUUUGUCAAGAACAAAAAGUGAGGGGGAAACGGAGAGUGAGAGAACAAGUGGUUUUUAAUAUUGGAAAUGGCGAAUGGAUGCUGACAUGGCUAAAACAAAAGAGGGAAUUAACGGGGUGAGGUUUGAGGGUGGAAAUGAAACUAAUCAAAGGAGAAAUGGGCAGGGUAAGCAAGCCUACCCAAACCUGGCAUAUCAAGAACAAAGAGACCACAAGGGAUGUGGAGAAUGGAGGCAAGGCACGACUUCCUCACAAGGCUUGUGUGAGAAUGGCAGAAUAAAAUGGGAAGUGAUGAACAAGAGCCUUGGUUCGGUGAGUGCAGGGGGGCUAGGCAGGAUGUGGCAGGAGACCCUGACCCUCUUUUGCCUUGGACUGGUGCUAUUUGCUUGCUGGUUAAUAAUUUGUCAAGGCUUUGGCUACUCCUAGAGGCCUGGACAAACAGAUGAGGAUAUUUUGCCCCUGUUGCUCCCUACCACAGCCUGCCUCAGACAGCGCAAGGAGGAAAUCUAUGUCUCUCUCACACACCCAAAUGCAUUAGGCUCCCCUCCGCUCAAAGAGUUGGGAAGAGAACCCAGGUGUUCUGGCUUCACCCCCCUCUGUUAUUGGAAUGGGGGUGGGAAACAGGAUUCUCAGCCCUGCCCCCCUUUUUCCCUUCAGAAGUUUCCUAAGGAAAGGGUGGGGUGGGGGGACUUCCUGAGGUAACUCUUUUCCCUUGAGCAAGAAGGGGUCAAAUGGGACUCCCUUUUGUGAUCACUCCCUCCCAGAGGUCUGUGUGGUGUUACUGAAAACUGUAUUAUUCAGAUAAAAAAGAUACAUGUUUGUAACCU
This is a messenger RNA of Podarcis lilfordi (Lilford's wall lizard), 2721 nucleotides long. The record is from the annotation of a GenBank genome assembly. Lineage: Eukaryota; Metazoa; Chordata; Lepidosauria; Squamata; Lacertidae.